Molecule: messenger RNA, 1023 nt
Organism: Calidris pugnax (ruff)
Lineage: Eukaryota; Metazoa; Chordata; Aves; Charadriiformes; Scolopacidae
Product: olfactory receptor 5V1-like
Exons: 1
Coding region: 31-1023 (330 amino acids)
Biological process (GO): G protein-coupled receptor signaling pathway
Cellular component (GO): membrane
Molecular function (GO): G protein-coupled receptor activity; olfactory receptor activity
Source: RefSeq, a predicted model, not a curated record
UCUGCAAUCAUUUCUACCACGAAAGAUAAGAUGCAGAGGGUCAACCUAUCAACGGUGUCCGAAUUUGUUCUUGUGGGCCUUUCUGAUGCUCCGGAAGUCCGUUUUCUUCUCUUUGUGCUGUUCUUGAUUAUUUAUUUGGCCACCAUGGCAGGCAACAUCACAAUCCUGAUUGCCAUGUGCACAGACAUGCGUCUGCACAACCCCAUGUACUUCUUCCUUGGCAACUUAUCCUUGCUGGAUAUCUUGUGUCCCACUAUCACUGUGCCGAAGAUGCUGGAGGCCUUGUUGCUGGAGAAAAAAGUGAUUUCAUUCACAGGUUGCAUGCUCCAGCUCUUCUUCCUCAUUGACGUUGUUGGCACGGAGAUCUUCCUCUUGGCUGUGAUGGCCUAUGACCGUUACGUUGCGAUAUGUCAUCCACUGCAGUACAUGAAUAUUGUGAGUCUGAAACUGUGUGCUCACCUCGCCAUUGGCACCUGGGUAGUAGGAUUUUUUAAUUCUCUCUUGCACACAUCUUUGGUUUUUACACUUGUUUUUUGUGGUCCCAAUGAAGUUGACCAAUACUACUGUGAUAUUCCCCCUGUGCUGGCCCUCUCUUGCUCGCCUACCUACAGUAGGGAACUGGUGACCCUCCUCAUUGCUGGGGUCCUGGGAAGCGGUGCCUUUGUGGUCACUCUGGUCUCAUAUCUCUAUAUCCUGGUGGCCAUCCUGUCCAUGAGCUCUUCUGAGAGCAGGCACAAAGCUUUCUCCACUUGUGGGUCUCACUUAACAGUGGUGUGCCUCUUCUACGGGACCACCAUUUGCACGUACGUACGGCCUUCCUCCACCUACUCACCUCACCAGGAUAGGAUUGUUUCCAUGCUCUAUGGAACCCUCACUCCCCUGCUGAACCCCAUAAUCUACACUCUGAGGAACAAAGAAGUUAAAUGUGCCCUGAGAAGACUCAUCAUUCAGGUCAGAACUGCUUUAAGGAGACAACAUUUCUCUCAGUCUCUGGCAUCUUCUAGAGCCCCAGCAGUUGGGUAG